AUGACACCUAUGGUUAAUCUGAACUCUAAAACACAGACUACCCCAUCAACUAACUCUCAAGUAAAUAUGGAGAUUUAUCACAGUCAAACAGCUGGUUAUCCACAGAAAUUUUCGACUACCUAUUCACUUAACACGCAUCCUUCACAUUUUGGAUAUGAUACACGACUGCGCGCUCCAAUAAUGAAUUCGCUACCUAUGCAUUUAAGAGCAAAUAAUCAAAAUUCUACAGGGAUUGUCAUACCCAAUCCAAGAUAUGCUGGCUCAAAUAACGUUAUAUUCACAACUGGCAGUGCACAACUCCCAGCUUUUUCAAACCUUCCUCCAGAUCAAAUUCGUGAUUUGGACACAAUGAGAAGACGAAUGCAGACUGACCUACCGACGAAUAUUCAUCAGAGCCAGACAUCAUCAGCUACACGAGAUGACCUGACGAACGCUGACAAUCAGGAAAAUAUUCAAAGAGAAAAUGAAAGGAAACGAUCCAUAUUUGGUACAUUAGGACGUAUGUUUAAAAAACCGAGUGCUGUAAAUUUACCCAGCUCCAUAAGUCAAACGACGGACAGUAACACAAAACCUAUUUCAGCACAUAUGCAACAGUCGUCAACCUUACCUUUGUACUCCAAUCAACUGAUACAACCUUCUCGCAAUUAUUAUAUGCAUAAUGUCCCCCUUUCACAGUCCUUUUAUAAACCAGAUGAACGAAAUAGACUGUACAAUAUCCCAUAUUCAAUUCAGGAUUCUGGAUUUAACAACAUGUCACAUUUUAAUCGUUCUAUACAUCCCAGCUCCCAUGCUCAGUAUCAGAUCCAAGAAGGAUCAUUUAGGUAUAGUCCACGACCGCCUUCACAUCACGCUUAUUUCGGAAAACCUAAACCUGAUGUAUACACUUCUGAAAUGCAUGUCAACCGAGAGCAAAACAUUAAUCAUCUACCUUCAGUAUCUCAUUCUACAAAUAUUCAAGCUCCCAUCGGUCAAAAGCAAACUCAAGAGGACAAACAGAAAUCCCAAAAAGUGCUACUUGAAGAUGCGAUUCGCAGCAAUUUACCAUUCACCUCCUGGAGUAGUCCUAUACUGGUUGCAUGGUUAAAAUUAUGGGUUGGCAUGCCAGCAUGGUACGUUGCAGCCUGUGAAGCCAAUAUCAAAUCUGGUGCCAUGCUUGCCUCAUUGUCUGAGCAAGAUAUUCAAAGGGAAUUAGGCAUAAGAAAUCCUUUACAUCGGCUUAAACUUCGUUUAGCUGUACAUGAAAUGCUUGCAUUCACUGCAUCGUUGACAAGUUCAGCAUCAAAUAUGGCGAAGGAUGAUGAAGCCACUACCUCUAUAAAACAAUUACAUCUUGCAUCUCCUCUAAUUAAGGGUGAGUUGAAUCACGAAUGGAUUGGCAAUGUUUGGUUACCAAGUCUUGGUUUAGCAAGAUACAGAUCAGCGUUUAUGGAGUGUCUUGUUGACGCUCGUAUGUUAAGUCAUUUAACUAAGCGUGAUUUAAGAACACACUUAAAGAUGGUCGAUCAAUUUCAUCGCUUGAGUCUUUACUAUGGAAUUAUGUGUCUCAAACGUUUGGAUUAUGAUCGAGCUGAACUUGAAAAACGUCGGGAAGCAAGUCAGAAUAGCCUAAAUGAUUUACUCGUAUGGAGUAAUGAAAGAGUUAUCAUAUGGCUUCGAGGUAUAGGUUUCGGUGAAUAUGCGAAAAAUCUUGUCGACUCCGGUGUCCACGGUGCUUUAAUGGCUUUAGAUCCUGAUUUUGACGCAAAUUCACUCGCAUUGGUUUUGCAAAUACCGAAUUCAGAUGUACAAAUGAGACAUAAACUUGAGCGUGAACUCAAUAGACUGCUUCUUCCUUAUCGACCAGUAAAUCAAAAUACUUCAGUGGCAUCAAAAAAUUCCAUUAUGAAUUAUGAUACAGCGGCUAGUUGGAUUGCUUCUGUUGAAAGACCUGAACCAGCCUACUAUGAAAACCAAUUUGACACGGUUGACUCUUCACUUGGUGAAUCAUCUUACAGACCAAGUGCUAUAGGUGUACAACAAAAUCAAAAGCUCACAACAAGUAGAAAUAUCACAGCAGUAUCUGAAAGUAUAAAUGGAGCACCACCUAUUCCAUCAAGAUCACAAAGGAAUAUUGACAAACGACAUCCUGUAUCAACCAGCCAGGUCACCAAUAAUACGCAAAAUCAACCUCCUUUGAAUACAAAUCUUUCCCGAAGUGGACAUUACAGAGGUCCAGAAAAACUGACUCUUUUUUCACAGUUUGAAUGA
Messenger RNA from Trichobilharzia regenti, 2247 nucleotides. NCBI's taxonomy places the organism in Eukaryota, Metazoa, Platyhelminthes, Trematoda, Strigeidida, Schistosomatidae. The record is from the annotation of a GenBank genome assembly.